AUGACGAAAGAAACUUCGGAAAUCAAUUCUCGAUGGUAUUUCAACAAAUUCAAAUCUGUCAGAAAUCCAAAAGGAAUCGCAGAAAAAAAGAACAAAACUCUGCUUGUUCAACAUCCGAAUUCUGCUAAAUCAUCUAAAACAAAUACAAAUUCCGAAGAUUUUCUUUCGACUAGUUCUCAUUCAUUAACAACAACUGUUUUAUUAAAAGAUCUCAAAGAAAAUGUUUCUUCUCGUCGAACUUCAUUUACAACUACAAGUACAAACAAUGAUCAACGUUGUCAACGUUCAUUUUCAUCAAAUUCGAAUGCAAUUGAAAGAGAAACAUGUUCAGUUCUUGGUCCUGAGAUUUGUACAGAUUGUCUUCAAAUUCAAACAAGAAGUCAAUUAUCACCACAAGUUUUAUCCCGAAAUCAAUUAAAUCAACAAUUAAAAGUUCUUGCUCUUCGACGUUUUAUUCAAAAUUCUUCCAAAUUGUCUGAUGAAGAUUUAAUUAAAAUGAUUAAUGAAAAUCAAAUAAAAUUUCAAGAAAAAUAUUCGAAUGAAAUUGAAAAGAAAAUUUUAACUGAUGAUCAAUAUUUUGAUGAUUUAGCAAAUCUUUUAAAUCGAUAUUCAAAUUAUUCAUCGCCUUAUUAUUUUACAAAUUUAAAAGAUUUUCAAAGAAAAUAUCAAUCAAAUAAAUAUCAAAGAUUAUAUUUACAUGAAACACCAAGUCCAAUUUCAUCAAAUCCUUUAUUUAAUCACAAAUCUCUUGAAAAAUUUGAUAUUUCAAAAAAAUAUUCUUUCAUGAAAAAAGCAUCAACAAUUAAACCAAAUGUUAAAUCAUCAAUACCAAUUUUCAUUUCAUCUGAACAAAAAGAUCCUUUACAUUUAAAAUAUCGUUCUUUACAAGAUUAUUCACCUAAUUUACAUAUUUAUCAAAAAACUGAACAAAUUUCAACAGAAAAAUCUUUAAUUGGAACAAAAUAUCUUCAAUAA
Molecule: messenger RNA, 975 nt
Organism: Adineta ricciae
Lineage: Eukaryota; Metazoa; Rotifera; Eurotatoria; Adinetida; Adinetidae
Source: the annotation of a GenBank genome assembly